AUGGCACGCGACAUCAUGUUCAACCAGGAGCAGCUCAUGAACCAGCAGGAGCUAGAUAAAUACAACACCGCAAUUAAUGCAAUUGAAGAGCAGAUUGGUGCCAGAUGUGGGGCCCAGAACUGCAUAACGCUGAGGAACCUACCUCCCAGCCAGCGCAACUCACAGAAACGGUAUGCCAAUGACUGCGGCACCAGGAUCUCUGCUUCAGUUAGCAAAGCCUGCAACGGCUCCAAGUGGAGUGCUGAUGAGCCAAAACGCUGUCCAAUUGGCGAUAAUGCGCUUGGUGGUGUGUGCGACCCGAAUGGCUUCUGUUACGAUGUUUAUGAAGAGGCUGAGUGGUUUGCAGAUCUCGAGUACAUUCUCGAUUUGUUCACUGAAAAGGAUGGCAUCGACAACUUCAACAAGUUUGCCAAUUGGAUGGAUGUCAAAGCCACAGUGGCUCUGGCCAAAGGCGCCACCCUGAAGAUCCUGGUGCUACAACACAUCAUCAUGGCAUCUGGCAGCACCGCCAGGAACGCUGAACUCAUUGUAUUUGCCAACCGUGUUGCCAACCGGUUGCAAAGUCGCGUCGAUUUCCACCUGACCAAAACCAACUUAGAAAAGGUUGUGCGUGCCUACACCAACCCAACCGACCUCAACUAUCAGGACAGCAUGGCCAGCAUGGAGUGGCCUCAGGCUGACUUUAGAGAGUGCAAGCGCGAUCCACCCACCGACUUCUGCUUCUUUGGAUUAUGUACUUACACGUUUGAGUAUAGCUUCCGUUUUGCGCUGGACAAAAAGAUUAAAAUGAAUCAAUGGUGGGACUUUUCGGAUCUGGCCGCCUCAAGCUGUGGCUAUGCAAACAAGGCCCGGGACGGCAUCGCCCGGGGGGUAGAGUUGCUCUGGAAGGAAGUGGACAAGAGCCUGGUGGAUGUCAAAUCGAUCAUCCAAGACCUUCGAAUCCUCUCCAGUGACGGCGGCAUGCCUGCAGCCUGCAACCGGCGUGGUCGGUGCACCACGUGCCCGGUUCUGGGAGCUUUCAUGAAGGACAAGAUGUGCUACCUCUGCCCCGAGAAGUGCUUGCGGUGCACCCUCCAGACGGGCGUGUGCACGUCUUGCAAGAAGGGCUUCGUCCUGCUUGCAAAGGAUAACGUUUGCUUGCCAGCCCUAGGCUAA
Molecule: messenger RNA, 1155 nt
Organism: Chlorella variabilis
Lineage: Eukaryota; Viridiplantae; Chlorophyta; Trebouxiophyceae; Chlorellales; Chlorellaceae
Exons: 12
Coding region: 1-1155 (384 amino acids)
Source: RefSeq, a predicted model, not a curated record